AAUACAAAUACACGUGAUCACGUGAAGUGAACAUAGAAUGCAAUCAAUAAAUAACAAAUGUAGACAUAAAAAGAAUUCUUCCGAGAUAAAAUUUACAGAAUCAUUUUUAGCAGUCGAAUAUGGUAGAAUUUUGUCCAUUUUGUCAUAAUCUUUUAUUUGUGGAAGAAAAUGUACAAAAGACAAUUGCAGUUUACCUGUAAUAUCUGCCCUGUCUUUUUUCCUUUAAACAAAUUCAUGUCUGUUCGGAAUUUUUAUAAACUUAAGGAAAUUGACGAUGUCUUAGGGGGCGAAGAAGCUUGGAAAAACGUGGACUCCACUGAAGAAACAUGUCCAAAAUGUUCCCAUAAACGAGCCUAUUUCAUGCAGUUACAGACUAGAUCAGCUGAUGAACCUAUGACUACGUUUUACCGCUGCUGCAAUCCUGAAUGCAAUCAUAAUUGGCGGGAUUGAUACUUUUGUUUAUUUUGUAAGGACUUUAUAGGUAAAUAUAUUUAAAUAAAGAAAUGAAUGAUUUUA
This is a messenger RNA of Diabrotica balteata, 516 nucleotides long. NCBI's taxonomy places the organism in Eukaryota, Metazoa, Arthropoda, Insecta, Coleoptera, Chrysomelidae. The record is from the annotation of a GenBank genome assembly.